Amaranthus tricolor (Joseph's coat) is the source of this 1956-nucleotide messenger RNA. RefSeq lists its product as uncharacterized. The coding region runs from base 66 to 1487 and encodes 473 amino acids. Gene Ontology annotation, molecular function: protein binding. The transcript has 3 exons. NCBI's taxonomy places the organism in Eukaryota, Viridiplantae, Streptophyta, Magnoliopsida, Caryophyllales, Amaranthaceae. The record is from RefSeq and is a predicted model, not a curated record.
ACUCUCUCAUCUUUCCCCUCUUUUGAAAAUAUAUAUUUUCUCUCACCGGAGCUGUAAACCCAAGAAUGGCAGAUGAGGGACAAGAGAUGAUGACAGCAAAAAUGUCUCAAAGAAAAAAAUAUCGUUGCUUACAUGAUUGGUCUACUCUGCCCAGCGAGUUAUUAGUGGACAUUCUCAUUCGCUUAUCUGACAAGGAAAUGGUGAGAUGUAAAAUAAUAUGCAAAUUAUGGAACGACACUAUUGUUAAUUUUUGCAUUCCUGAACUAUUUGCUUCAACACCCCUUAGUAAAUUUAUCUGCGAGAUGAAACGUGCCUGUGAUUUGGUUGUUGCUCAUGUUCCUGAUGGACCAUAUGCUAAAAAUGGAGAAAUGGUGAGCUCUUCAGAAGGACUUAGAUGUGUAUUUUCUGCACCAAACGCAAUUCCUUUCAUUGGAUGUUGGAAUGGUUUAUUUCUCUUUGUUCGAGAGGGUAAAAGAACAAUUGAUGUGUUCAAUCCUGCUACUGGACAAUCAAUAGAAAUUCCUGCAAGUAUCGAAGUAACCACUCGUUGUCAGGUUUCAUUGGCUUUUGACCCAUGUAGGUCACCUCACUUCAAAAUAGUUUGCUUUUGUUCAUUAAGUCGUUGGUUUAAGUUGCACAUAUAUUCAUCAGAGACUGGCAGAUGGGAUGUCCAUAAAAUUUUGUCGGAUGGUGAUGAUUGUGAGCAUGAGUGGUGUGACCGGACUGUAUAUGCGAACGGUAUUCUUUACACUCUAUCUGAACCAGAUCAUCUUCUCUGUGUUGAUGUUGACCAUCUGAAAGUAUGUUACAUUAAACUCCCCUUCAACAUCAGAAAUAAUGUUACCGGAUUUAUUGGGGCGUCAAGAAAUCGUCUUUGUUAUUCAAACCGUGACUUCUGUUAUAUGUUUGUUUGGAGGCUGGAAGGGUCUCUUGAUGCUCCAAAGUGGGUUUUAAUGCAUAAAAUCCGCAUUAAAUCGUUGAUGUCAAAUGCGUGUGUCAACUAUCGUAUAAGUAAAUACUUCAUGCCCUAUGCUUUAGAUCCUAAUUCUGAUGUUAUUUUCGUUGGGACGCCCAAGUCAAUUUUUGCUUACGAUCCUCAUGGGCGUAAAGUGAUAGGAACACAUCGGGUAAAGGAAUAUGAUAAUUACUUGGUUGAUGGCCAAGAAACUGUUUAUCCUUAUGUUCGUUGUUUAGUAAAUUUGAAAAGCCACGAGCAAAAACCCUGCACUUCAUUGAUUUCAUCAGAGUACGUGAAAUAUACAACAUUUAUUGACAAGCUAGAUGAAGGGUUGAGGGCAGCAGAUCGCACUGUUUGGGAUCGAAAAGUAAGCCUUUUUCUUAAAAGAUCAAAAGAAGAUGAGCUUCAUCGUCUCCCAAAAGAUUUCUUAAAGUUUAAGUGGUCGUACUCAUGGUCGUUUGAAGGAAGGAGCAGGUUGAGCGGUAGGUUUGUGUCAAUCAGCUCACUAAAAUCUAGUCACAUCCCAUGAUUUGGAUCCUAAGGAGUAGGUUCGAACAAAGGAGUAGGUUGAGCGGUAGGUUAGGUUUGAGCAUUUCUUAUUAUUUAUGAUGGCACCGUUUUGUAACGGAUAAUUAUCUCACAUUGUAAUUGUUAUUUACUUCUAUAUCACACUUCUAUCAACAAUAAUACGAAUGAAAAUAUUAGACUGUCUUUUUGUUGUCAAAGUGUGUAGGAUACAAGGGCUGAAAAUGUAUAGUUAGUAUAAGGCUACAAGCCUACAACAUCAAAGUGAGACAUGAAAACCUAUUGAAGACUUUAUAUGUUCAAUUAUAAACUUGACAAGGUUGUUUAAGAAACCAACUAAUAUAAAUGUAAAUGUAAAUAAAUAAACUAAAUUUGUAUUUGUAGAAAAGGUUAACUUAGGCAUCUAAAAUUAGAAAUUAUCUAUUGUGUUAUUGCUAUUUACUUCUACUUCAUAUUAUAGUGGCAAUGUUUUG